Symbiodinium sp. CCMP2592 is the source of this 3030-nucleotide messenger RNA. The record is from the annotation of a GenBank genome assembly. NCBI's taxonomy places the organism in Eukaryota, Dinophyceae, Suessiales, Symbiodiniaceae.
AUGAAUGACUAUCCCUGCAGUACGAUGCCUCCCUUGGGCCAAUGGCAAGCACAGUACCUUCUCGCGCAUUUGGCCAAGACCAACUCGUCAUUGUUCUUGUCCGUGGAGGUGCAGGAGGGCUGCAGCUUGCCGGAUGCGAAUGUCACCGACAACCUCGUCAGUGCACACAACGGUGGAAGCUCAUAUUUGAAGCAGGAGGUUAACUUCCAGACCACAGUCACCCGCACCAGCACCACAACGUCUAGCACCACCACCUACGGCAACUUCACAAACAUCUCCGAUGAAGAGACCACCGACCUGGCCCCGUCACCACCGGAAGAGAAUACGACGACCACGACCACUCCAAGUUUUCCUGGCAAACUGCAGGUGAGGACAUCGCCUUUGCUGAUCUUCGGAGCGGGUGGUGUGCAGACUCUGACGAUCACCGCAAAUGCAACGCCGGAUGGUACUGGCAUGGAGGACCUGGAAACAGCAGCUGCAAGGCUGCAGGCCAGUCUUGGAGCCUACGUGUCUCAGGAGACAAUUCCGGAUGUGACAUUCUCCGACAUGACGACAGAGGUACCUGACGUGGAAGUGAUCGUGUUCAGUGAGAGGGAGGUGAGCAGCUCCCUGAUCUCCAACAUUAGCUAUGCCAUCAUGGGCACAGCGCUGACCAGUGUUACGUAUGAGGAACCGGAACUUUGCAGCGAUGCAGAGUUUGAGUGCGCCCCUGGCGUCUGCGUUCUGUGUCCCGCUGGAUCCUGCCAGUGCGAUGGAUGGCAGGACUGCGAGAACGGUGCGGACGAGGAUGUUUGGGGCGUGCUGUUGCAGAGAAACGUCACAACGGCGGCUUGUGUGCAAAUGCGCAACCUGUCAACAACUGAUACAAGUGUCAACGAAAAUGGCACAGUCGCAGGGGAUGAUCCAUGCUUUGGGCAGUCAGGCUUUCCUUGCAAUAGCACUGUGUGUGUCCCGAUCUCGCGAACAUGUGAUGGCGUGCAGGAUUGCCCUGGCGGAGAGGAUGAGGAAGGCUGUCCGGUCUUGCCAGAGUCGGACGACAGCAACUCCUCCGACAAGGCGACCUGGGUGGCUGCCGUCUUUUUCGACUCCACAGAGAUCAAGUGCGCGAAGCUGGCGCAGCCGGACGGCGUGGUCUCGCCGGAAGUUCAGCUGAUGGCUUGUUCUGUGGAGGCAGUCACUCCGCAGGUAUUGGACGUGGCCAAGGCUAACGGCAGCAACGUGGCUUCGCCCCUUCGAAAGCCAUCUUCAAACUGUGUGUACAUGGCGACGAUCACGACCAAUGCUACUCCUAUCGACCUGGAGAAUCCGACUUUCAUGCGGACGGAGGUGGACAAUGCCAAUGGCCAGAUUUCCUUUGGCUCCCUGCGCUGUGCUGUGGGGCCAAACCUGAAGAAUCACGAGAUCAUUGGCUUGGCCACAGCAGAGAUGGCGUACAAUGCGGACAACGCCUCCAAAGUAGUGAAGUGCUACUGCAUGCAGCGCAUGUACCUCGAGCCCGAGGUGUUCUUGGCGCUUGCUGACACGGACAAGCGGGCUACGAUGUGCACAGAGUACAUCGGCAUAUCGCAGGGCAACUAUCACCGAUCCUGGAUACGUGUCGGCAUCAUCGUCCUCUUCAACGAACUCUUCGAGGCGCUCAUACGUGGAACCUCCACUUCCGUGCGCUACAAGGAUGAGACUACGAGGCUUGUGCGACACUUCAGGAACCUUUUCUGGUUUUGGUUGCUGAACUCUGCCCUGAUCCCGGCCUUCGUCAGCUGCACCAUCCCAGCCUUCUGGGGUUGGCUCCUUCGAACCCUGGAGAUUGAAGGGACGGACGUAGGUGGAAUGUCCAUGCGGGAAUGGCAUGGUUGGGUGGGAUGCGUCAUCACACUCGUCAUGGGGAUCCGCGUGGUGAUUCCUCAGGUGCCCGACCUGUUGGCCAUCGGAUGCCGCCGCUGCAGCCGCUGGCGCAAGGCCCGGAAGACGAUCAGCCAGGAGGACCUGAAGAACCUCUACGUGAAUCCAGAGUUCCGGCUGGCAGAAGGUUUCGCAGAGACUGCUGUCACUGCGAGCCUUGCCAUGAUCUUCGGCCCGGCGCUACCGCUGCUGAAUGUUCUCGCUGCUGCUUCUUGCUUCACCCGUUAUUUGGUCGACUGGUAUGUGUUCCUACGCCACUCACGACGACCUCCCAUGUUCGACGAGACGAUUGCCCGUGUUUGCGUGGACCAUUUGCUGCUCGGAUUGGUUCUCCGCUCUGCUGCCAGCAUCCUUGUGUGGGUGGAUCCGGUCCUCUUUGUGUCAGAUGUGGCGGGAUGCAGUUUUUCUGAAGACGACGUCAACACCUUCAGGGAAAAGUACUUCAUGGAGAACUUCCGGAUGUUCGAGCUGUUCGUCAACCCAACCUGCAAUCCGACCGCUUGGUUCUUCGGCUUCCUCCCGGGACUCUCCGCGGUCGGCUGCCUGCUGGUUUUGCCGAACCUCACCAUCUUGAGGUCGCUUUUGCUGGUGCUGUGCAGACGCUGUCGGUCAAAGACCGGCUACCUCUAUGAUGACGUUGUCCAGGCACGGAUGCAGCGCAAGCUGGUGCCUUCCUAUCAGCCCAGGGUCCAUCCGGCGUACCAGUCUGCCUUCAAGCUGAUGGACUUGACUGCCAACUUCAAUGAGCAGGGGCUCAGUGAUAGCUCGGAAAGUCGAGCUUCCACGGACCUGGCAUCAGAAGAGGGCGAGGAGCAGGAAGACAACACCCUGGCGGCGACCAUCUUCGGGAAGGAGUACGAGAGCAUGGAGUAUUUCAAGCGAGAGAAAGCUGAGAAGAAAGCGAGGAAGAAGGAGAAGAAGGAGAAGGGUGGCGGAGACGACAGCGAGAAGAAGCACAAGAAGAGAAGAAAGAGCAAGAGCACAGACCCUUUCAUGGAUGACGAUGUCAAUCCAUACGAUGCCGGUGCAAAUGACAAGCACAAAAAGAAGAAAAAGAAGGAUAAAGGGAGCAAGAAAGACGAGGCACAGUUUUCUGAAGCGAAAGAGCUGGCCGGCAUCAUCGACUUCUGA